AUGGCGGCCCCUUCCGCCCAAGCCCGCCUCACGCUUCAGAGCGCGUUUGAGCGGUUUGCUUCCACUGUCACACCAGACGAUGAGCGACUAUUCCGCAACACCGAGCUCAAAAAUGUCCGGGAUGAGGUUAUGCAGAUCGAGCGGCAGCUUCGCGCGCGCCGCAUGCAACGGAACAUGGCUCGACUUGAUCCAUUUCUGCGGGGAAUGGAGCAUUACUCCAAGGUAGUCGAGGUGCUGUGCAAUGGGACACCUUAUCUUUCAUGGAUCUGGGCACCAGUGAAGCUGAUGCUUAUGAUCACGGUCGACUCGAUCAGUGCUUUCGAAAAGCUCAUUGAAGCAUACGGCAAGAUCGGGGACAUGCUUCCUCGCCUGGAUCGUCUCGGCAAUGCACUUGUCGACGACCACAACUUUUAG
Alternaria atra is the source of this 414-nucleotide messenger RNA. RefSeq lists its product as uncharacterized. The coding region runs from base 1 to 414 and encodes 137 amino acids. The transcript is spliced from 2 exons. Lineage: Eukaryota; Fungi; Ascomycota; Dothideomycetes; Pleosporales; Pleosporaceae. The record is from RefSeq and is a predicted model, not a curated record.